GUUGUGUCAUUUUUCAAUCUAUUGUAUUUUUAUUAACACGAGAAAUAAUACUAUUUUGUUAAUUCAAAAUGUUCAAAGGAUCUGUUAAAUCGAGUUGCUUCGUGAAAACGAAACCUUAUGUAAUAUUCAGUUAUUUAGGUGGCACAAAUCAAGUGGGCAACACAAUACAUAAUACGGGAUCUGUAAAGUUUCCGCAAGCGGCCCCUCUUAAAUUACCGACAAAUGUAGUAGAUAUAAAUUCAGCAGAAAUGGGAAGGUUUUCCCCACUACGAGAAAGAGAUAUUUCUGGUCCCGUCAUUAAUUUUCAUGGGAUAAAGCAAGUGUUUCGUGAAAUUGAUAUCACUCUACAAUCUGAUCCACAUGUUAAUAAAUAUGACUGUCGUGGCGCUGUCAGUCUAUCGUCGUCGAUGCAAAGUAAUGUACCAAGCCCGUUUAGUGGAAAUCACACACACUUAAAUAUGCCAGGAUCACAAUGGGGGCAAGGCUAUAAAUAUUUAUCUGAUCAUCUACACAGCGCUCAUUAUUUGACAUUGAGAAAUGAGUAUAGAGGAAAACUCUUCAACCAAGCUGGCACUUUUGGAACACGGAAAAUGAGUACAGACACACAAACAGUGAUGAGUGCCAAAGAAAAACUGAAAAAAGCAGUGAAGGAGUAUGGUUCUACAGUAAUUGUAUUUCAUAUUUCCAUUUCAUUAUUAUCUCUGGGGGCCUGCUAUGUUCUUGUGUCUAGUGGAGUCGACUUAGUUGCAAUAAUGAAGUAUUUCAACAUAAGUGAAGGAACACUUUCAAAAAUGGCUGUAUCCAAUGCUGGAACAUUUGUAAUUGCAUAUGGAGUUCAUAAGUUUUUUGCUCCCUUUAGGAUAGGUGUUACCUUAACAGCCACACCGUUUAUUGUUAGAUAUCUAAGAAAAGUUGGAAUGUUGAAACAUCCUUCAGUUCCAAGUGGUGGUGGAAAUAAAUAAAUAUUUUUUGUUUAAA
Papilio polytes (common Mormon) is the source of this 978-nucleotide messenger RNA. RefSeq lists its product as uncharacterized. Gene Ontology annotation, cellular component: mitochondrion. The record is from RefSeq and is a predicted model, not a curated record. The transcript has 4 exons. Bases 69 to 962 code for a protein of 297 amino acids. NCBI's taxonomy places the organism in Eukaryota, Metazoa, Arthropoda, Insecta, Lepidoptera, Papilionidae.